This is a messenger RNA of Rhineura floridana, 1958 nucleotides long. RefSeq names its product death associated protein (gene DAP). The record is from RefSeq and is a predicted model, not a curated record. The transcript is spliced from 4 exons. Bases 3 to 407 code for a protein of 134 amino acids. Gene Ontology annotation, molecular function: death domain binding. Gene Ontology annotation, biological process: cellular response to amino acid starvation; negative regulation of autophagy; apoptotic signaling pathway. NCBI's taxonomy places the organism in Eukaryota, Metazoa, Chordata, Lepidosauria, Squamata, Rhineuridae.
UUAUGUUUGAGCGAGUCGUUGCCAGCUUUUGGUGCGAGACCAGCGGCGCUCUGUUUGCGGUAGCGGCAGGCGGCAGCAGCCGAACAAGCAUGUCUUCACCACCUAAAGUCAAAGCAGAGACCCGAGCUGGACAUCCUCCUGCUGUCAAAGCUGGUGGAAUGAGAAUUGUGCAGAAACAUCCACACACUGUAGAUGCCAAAGAGGACAAAGACAAGGAACAGGAGGACUGGGAAAGUGGCACAAGUCCACCUAAACCAACUGUGUUCAUUUCUGGAGUCAUUGCAAGGGGUGAUAAAGAUUUUCCCCCAGCUGCAGCCCAGGUGGCUCAUCAGAAACCUCAUCCCUCUGUGGAAAAGCUUCCUCCCCCACAGCACGUCAACCAGUACAUCCACCAGCCUCGUAAAUGAAUCGCCUUUCCAAGACUCAGCCAUAGUGUUUACGGAUGGGAAGAUUAAGAGAUUUGUGCUACCAGAUCUUUUAAAAGUGGUAUCUCAUGCUUUUGCCUUAAUUGCCUAUGGUUUAAAUAGUUUAAUAAAGGGAGGGGGGAGAGAGUUUUCAGUUCCAUCCCCUCAACUGAAAACUAUGCUCCUGUGUACUGUCAGUCAAAAAUGUUAUGGUCAUAGAAAUGUAACAGGAUGGGGAUAACCUACAUCAGACAAUGUCUUUGAUGAAUAAUUAUUUUAAACUUUUUCAUUCCUUGAUUUUGUCACGAUGGGAAUGUGUCAUAUUGGGGUGGGGGAAGGGGAAGAGAUGUAUAACUUUCACUUGCCCUCCUUUAAUGAGAGAUUUUUAAUGUGUGGGUCAGACUUUUAUGGGGCCACUGUGAUUCUUUUUAAUUUUUCUUCUCUUCUUAAAUAUGUUUGAGGAAGGGCAUGCUUCUUAAUUUUUAUUUUAGUAAAGGAUAUGAAAAGACCAGAAAUUUCUCAGAUGGGUAGAGCUCUCUUGCAAGGUAGAUCUUUAAAAUAUUCAUGUCAUAGAUCUGGUGGCUUAGCCAAAGAUUGAUCAAUUGGUUGGUUCAUAAUCUUUAUCAGGACUCCCUGCAUUUUUUCCAAAAUAACAAGAGCAAUAAGAAACAAGAAUCUAAAAUGGCAAGAUUAGGUGGUCUGCAUAUUGCUAUGCUUUCUAGAUAGUCAGAAAAGACAGGAACUUUUCAGGCCCUUGAAACAGUUUUUAAACAUGCAGGAAUAGCAUAUGGUACAGUCUUUCCUAAAUGUAUAGUUUCAGAUUGUAGGAGCAGGCUGAAUCUUAUGUUUUAAUGCCCCAUUUGCAGUCUCAAUACUACAGUCCAGGAAAGACUCCAUCAUAUACUAUUCCUCCAGGUUUGAAUCAAUUUACAUUGGUAACUUAAGUUGUAUAUUAUGUUAAUACAGUAAAAUGUGGAGUAACAUGUACUAAUGGACAAUAAUUAGUCCUUAUCCCUUCUUUAUCAAAGCAAGCAAUGAAAGAAAAAGGCCAUGAACCACCUCAGGUGUGUGAGAAGUGGUCCCAGAUGUAGGUGCAUAUUCCCAUAUGCAUCUGUUGGAUCCAUUACAUUCAGUGGGGAACUAGGUGAGCAUUGGAAUGCACAUCUGGCUGUAUAUCUCCAUCAGUUGCACAUGACAAUCUCCACUGGUAGUUUUUUUUGGGGGGGGAUGUAAAAAUUGCUAUUAGUUAAAGCUAGGUCUAGUCAUGCAUACAACUUUGUACUUUAGAAUCACUUAGUUCUGUGUUCCCAAAUUUCACAUGCAGUUUUAUAGGUACUUUAAAGUACUCCAUUUUUUAUCUUGUAGACUUCAAAACAUUUUAAUAACUUCAGAAAAGUGGCUGCUAAUAAAUCAUUGUUGCAAUUCCUUUUCUGGCAAACCAUGGGAAAUUUCCACUCCCUUUGGGCUUUGGAGAAUCAUUUAUUUUUAAUGACAAGUAACAUGAGAAAACUGCAAGAGGAGAGUUUUAAUAAUAAUAAAAACCCUUUGAAAUAC